This is a messenger RNA of Mus musculus (house mouse), 4893 nucleotides long. It is a transcript of the gene Sun3, whose product is annotated as Sad1 and UNC84 domain containing 3. The transcript is spliced from 9 exons. Bases 404 to 1360 code for a protein of 318 amino acids. Gene Ontology annotation, cellular component: membrane; nuclear inner membrane; nuclear envelope. NCBI's taxonomy places the organism in Eukaryota, Metazoa, Chordata, Mammalia, Rodentia, Muridae. The record is from RefSeq and is a predicted model, not a curated record.
GUGUGCCCGGAGCCAAUAGGAGCAGAGAAUAGACGUCUGUCGCUGGCCCUCUGCCUCUGCCUUGCGCGGUGGGGCGGGGUAUGAGGGCGGAGCCAUGCCUAAAUGCUCCCAGAACAGUGACCCUUCCCUGAGGUCUCUACAGGAACUGUUGUAACUUCAACCAGGCAAGAGUUACUUGUUUCUUCCUUGAAAACAAACAAACAAACAAACAGAAACAACAACAACAACAACAACAACAACAACAACAACAACAAAAACUGGGCAGGCUGACAAAGGCUUGUAAUCCCAGUACCUGGGAUGCCCAGGCAGGAGGAAGAGUUCAAGGUCAUCUUGGCUUUCAUACCGAGUUCUAGAAAUUGGCUUAUGAGUCGCUUAAAUGCAUUAAAGAUACACUGAGGCACACAUGAGAGAUUCAGAAAAUAAACAGUUCUGCAAACUGGGUCAAUACUCAAAAUUAUCAGGACUUCUAAAUCAUCAGUGGCUUAAAGAAACAGAGUUUCCUCAAAAACCCAGGCAAUUAUACACUGUCAUUGCCGAAUAUGGCUCCCGGCUCUAUAAUUACCAGGCCAGACUCCGCAUGCCUAAGGAGCAACAGGAACUUUUAAAGAAAGAAAGCCAGACUUUGGAGAACAAUUUUCGUGAAAUUCUGUUUUUAAUUGAACAAAUAGAUGUUCUGAAGGCGUUGCUUAAAGACAUGAAGGACGGCGUACACAAUCACAGCUUGCCUGUUCACCGAGAUGCUGUGCAGGACCAGGCCACUACUGACGUUCUAGAUGAGGAAAUGUCAAACUUGGUACAUUAUGUGCUUAAAAAGUUCAGAGGGGACCAAAUACAGUUGGCUGAUUAUGCCUUGAAGUCAGCAGGAGCCUCUGUCAUUGAAGCUGGGACCUCAGAAAGUUACAAAAAUAAUAAAGCAAAACUGUACUGGCAUGGCAUAGGGUUCCUCAACUAUGAGAUGCCUCCGGAUAUGAUACUUCAGCCAGAUGUCCACCCUGGGAAGUGCUGGGCCUUUCCAGGUUCCCAGGGUCACAUCCUGAUUAAGCUCGCCAGGAAGAUCAUCCCAACAGCAGUUACCAUGGAGCACAUCUCGGAGAAGGUGUCCCCUUCAGGAAACAUCUCAAGUGCACCCAAGGAGUUCUCUGUCUAUGGCGUUAUGAAGAAAUGUGAAGGAGAAGAAAUAUUCCUAGGUCAGUUUAUUUAUAACAAAAUGGAAGCAACCAUUCAAACAUUUGAGCUCCAGAAUGAAGCUUCUGAAUCUUUGCUAUGUGUAAAACUUCAAAUCCUUAGCAACUGGGGACAUCCAAAGUAUACGUGUUUGUACCGAUUUAGAGUCCACGGCAUCCCCAGUGAUUACACUUAGAAGAGCUGGUGCAGAAGGCAGUGGCUGUGCAGCCAGAAUGUCCAAGGAUGUUUACUAUUUCCUUACGUCAGAUUGCACCCCUAAGAAUCAAAGAUUGGGAGUGGGAGGGAAACCCCAAACUCAUUCCUACUAGGCAGUAAGAAUUGAAUGAAUUUUACUAAUAAAAAAAAUGAAAGUCAAUCCAACACUCUUUGGUAGUUCACCUUGAGCGUCAGAGGUGAAGAGGGUGUCAUUAGGAAGUCAUCCUCACCACAGUUUCUCCACUUCUUAGUUAUUCAUCCCCUACAUCGGGCACAAUGUCCACCAUCACCACUGUUCCACCCCUGAGCUGCAGACUUUGGGUAGUGAAAGUAGAGAAGCCAUCAUGGCAUGUAGACUAGGGCAUACAUGCUAUCUGUGGCAUGCACAUACACAUGCAACACACAAAACAAACACGUGGAGAAACGCCUCCUGUGUUCUCAUUUAUCAAAUGGCUCCUGUUUUAAAGAGAAACAUUCUUCACUUUUGACUUACAUUUUUAAAUAUUCACACGUGAAGUGAUGCAUCUUGGAUCUGGUUUUAAAUUCUGUGGGGGAGGAAAAUAUGAGGGAAGAUGGAAAAUGAAGAUAGGUUUGAAAUGGUCACUGAUGUGAAUACAGAACAGUUUCCUACUCCACACGAAAUGUCACUCUUUUGUCUACAUUCAUACGUGCCAAUAUGUUAAUUUGGCGUAGGAAGAACAAAGCAUGCAUGGUUUUAAAACCUCAAAAGUAUGUUGUAGACUAUACUGAGUGUAAAUUUCAUAAUAUCUAUUAUUUUGGGGUAGAUCUAUUAGAAAGACUAGCUUUGGUAAUACAAAUGAUAGAUAGGUCUCCAUCUUGUUUUAGAUCUCUUUGCAAUAUUUACGGAAACCUGAGAAAAAUAUUAGAUGGAAAAGUCCUGUGACCAAAGUUUAAAACAAUACUUAGAACCACGUGCUGUUGGCACACUGAUCCAUCAGUGGAGAGAACAAGUCCAAGCCUAGACUUAUAUCUGAAUGGGGACCGUGUAUGCAGCAAGGUGCAAAUACUACAGACUUCUAAGUUAUUAUAAGCAAAAGACAUUUAUUUCUGCUUGUGGUUCUGGUACAGUUUCAGAAGGAUGCAAUUUUCAGUGGCUUUCAAGACACUGAGAAAUACACGGGAAGAACGAAGAGCUUACAUGACCUCUCCAGACUUUGCUUUUAUGUCAGUACACCCUGGUGAUAACCCAUAAUCCAUUAACGGUUAAUCAAGAGCAGAGCUAUAAUCACCACUUAGUUCUCCCACCCACUAACAUUUAUAACAGGAAUUACAUGAGGGAGGGAGCAAACCAUAUACACAUAACAUCUGAGCAAGACAAAGCAAAUGGCUUGGAACAAUUAUCUAGCCAUUAAGAGAAUGAAAUUGCUUUUUUGUUUAUUACUUUACAAUGUGAUAAAUCCCAAAUAGAACAUAGUAAAAUAUUUACAAGUGGGCAAUGAAACCAUAAAAACCUUAAUAAACCCAGAGUUGAUUCCUGUAUGAUAUUGGAUAGAGGAAGCCACGAAAGCACAAAAAUUGUACAUAAAUAAUGGCACUGCAAAUAAAACCUUAAGAUGGAAACAUAUCUACCACUUGUAUUACAAAGGCUAGUCUUUCUAACACAUUCUCAAGGUAGCAACACUAAUAACCCUUCACAGAAGUUCUAAGCAGUUGAUUAGUCUGCAGAAUGUUCAACCUAUGUGCACCCUUUCAGCCAAAACUGGUUCACACGGUCCACACCCACCAAAUAUUGGUCUGUCUGUCUCCUGGGUUGCAUGCGAUUCUCCCUCUUGGGUCUUCAUCCCUCUGCACUUUACCUACGUGUUCUAACACAUUGCACAAAUGCAAUUUUAAAAACCUAGGGAAUGUAUUGAUGUAUUUUUAUCUGACAUUCGCAAGAUGAAGAGUCAGUUGAACAACUGCUUAAGCAAAAACGCACCACUUAGGUGUGGUCCUCAAAAAGACAUUUGCUCAUGGCACCUCUACAGUAUGAGUUUCUGCUUCAGUUUUCUCGGGUAAAAAAUAAAACAAAUAUUGACUUCCAGAUUUGUUGUAGAACCUCUAAGUGAUGCCAGGUUCUUUCCCUCUGGGGCAUUUUUUUCCGACACUAACUGUUAACAAGCCUGUAAAUAAAUUAGUCUCUUCUCCCCCCUGAGACUAGUGAAGAUGAUCAGGCAUGUGACAGGCACUGUCAUCCCAGCUUUGGGUGACAGUAAAGGCAUGCAACUAACCCAGGUGGUAUAUCUCUGCAGCUCUAAGGGUCUUCCCUGACCUCCAACUGUAUAUACUGCAUGACAUUCUAUGUGUAAUGUAUUUCCUUUCCUAAGCCAAGAUCAGGUAAGAUGUUUUCCUCCCUGAUAAGUAAACAUAACACCAACAUUGCUCUGCAGAUUCUCUCGUGACUGAAUUGCUCACCCUGGAGGUUUGGCCUUUAUAAAAUCAAAAAUCCAUUUACUAGCAAGAUGGAAAAUAACAAGCAGAUAUUGCAGUGGAAAAUUCUCUGGUACAUAUUAUUUCUGGAACUCUCUUGGGCAAUUUUUUUUGACAAAAUCAUUUGGAAAGAAAAUAUGGAAAUGUCAAUAUAUUUAAUUAUCAAUUCUGAAAUCAUUGGCUUCACUUUCUAAACCUACUUAGCUUAAUUGCCAGAAUGUAUAAUAUUAGCAUUUUCAUCUAUGAAAAGGUUAUUAAAGCUUUUGUUUGGUUUUGGUUUUUCGAGACAGGGUUUCUCUGAAUAGCCCUGGCUGUCCUGGAACUCACUUUGUAGACCAGGCUCAGAAAUACGCCUGCCUCUGCCUCCUGAGAUCAAAGGUGUGCACCACCACGCCCAGCAAAGCUUUCUUAUAUACUUGUUGAGUAAAAUUCUUUAUUACUUGAGACUCAUCAAUAAGGAACAAUAUCAUCAUCAUCAACAUCUCUUCUUAGGAAUAUUUUUAAAAUGUGUUGCCAUUUUAUUACAUAAUAUUAAGGUGUUUAAAAUAAAGAUCAGAUAUAAUGGCCCUGCUUACAAAGUUUAUUUAAAUACAGUCUUUAGGAACUGGGACGAUGGGCCAGUGGGUAAAGCACUUGCCUUGAAUCACAGGAAACUGUAGGAAGCCGCCCUCACAUUCGCCGUUGCAAGAUGGCGCUGACAGCUGUGUUCUAAGUAGUAAACAUAAUCUGCACACGUGCAGGGGCAGUUUUCCCGCCAUGUGUUCUGCCUUUCUCGUGAUGACAACUGGGCCGAUGGGCUGCAGCCAAUCAGGGAGUAAUACGUCCUAGGCGGAGGAUAAUUCUCCUUAAAAGGGACGGGGUUUUGCCAUUCUUUCUCUUGCUUUCUUGUUCUUGUUCUUGCUUUCUUGCUCUCUCUUGCUCUUGCACUCUUGCUCUCUUGCUCUCUUGCUUCUUGCUCCUGAAGAUGUAAGCAAUAAAGCUCUUGCGCUCUUGCGCUCUGGCUCCUAAAGAUGUAAGCAAUAGAGCUCUUGCUCUCUUGCUCUCUGUCUCCUGAAGAUGUAAGCAAUAAAGCUUUGCCGCAGA